Molecule: messenger RNA, 1913 nt
Organism: Physcomitrium patens
Lineage: Eukaryota; Viridiplantae; Streptophyta; Bryopsida; Funariales; Funariaceae
Source: RefSeq, a predicted model, not a curated record
AAUUCGUGGAAUUUGAAAUUCUUGUAGGUUUCUUGUCUAUUGCAAGGACUGGGUCGUGUAACAAUUUUAAGUUGGAGCUCUCUGAAAAGCUACAAUUCGCCAUACCAAAUUUAAGACUCCUACAUUGUGAUAUUAACUAGAUUGAUUGAUUAGGAGAUGAAUAUUUAGCGUUGUGCACAAUCAGAAUGCAAAAGUAUGUGUGAAGUAGCUGCACUGUACGAAUUGGGUAGAUUAAAUGCUGUGUCAGAGAGGGUUGUUUGCUCACAUACAAUCUUUAUUGUCUCCAGCGAGAGUGUUCCCAGUCCUGGAGAAGAGCAAACUGGUAGUCUAGUUUGUGUCUUUAUACAGGGAAUGGGGAAGUUGAAGAGGGGUUUGUUAUCAAAGAUCCUGAAUACGAAGCAUCCUACAGCAUUAUCAUAUUGCCAGACUUCAUCUCACUUCCUUAUUCUAGCACGGAGAUCCCUGAAAUGGCUGGCAGUGGAUGGAUUACUUGCAGCUGUCAGUGCCAAAAGAAAGGAAGAGGUCGCAGCUUGGACUGCUAACAAGAUGCAAAUGGAACAGUUCUGUGUGGGCGUCGCAAUUGGGACGGAUCCAGAGGCAACUAUCAUGUUUUUGAACAGUAGUGAGAGACCAUUGGCGGUGAAACUUGGGACACUUACGUUUGAUUUAGAAGGGGCAGACGUGCAUAGUUAUGCGGAGGACAACGCGGUAGAGCAUCGAUUUUUGUCACAACAUCUUGCGCAUUUUGGGAUUGGCUUUUCAUCCCUGAGAAAGGACAACAAGAUUAGCUACGUUCUCAGACUAUUUGGUGCUUCACGUGCGGGAAUUUGUGUUGGCAGCUGGUUGGGUUCCAAAAAAGCUUGGUACGUUUCUCAGCUUGCAACAAAUAGAAAUUCGUUCUAAUUUUGUGGAGGUCUCUGUUUAUAGUCGUUAAAGUCCAUUUAAACGGAAUUCUAAUAAGGAGACUUGGCUGCAGAUGUUUUCGUGGAUGUCUCUGAUGAUGUUGAUACUAGUGAUAUGAACUGUAAAGCGUUGCAGCUAGACGAACAGCUUUCUGCCUGAGACACCUGGCGUGUAUUUGCUCUCAACAUGACUUACGGUUCCUAUUACCAUUGUCUUACAUGAAGUUUUAACAUUCCUUGAUACCUCUAUUUGAAUUAAACUACGACGUAACCAGAGUGAAGAUGUGUGUCGCAUGUGUUCCCAAAUCAUCUUUCCGUUAAAUCACCUGAGGAAAAGACACUCGUUUGUCCUUAAUUUUUAAUUUCAGGUUUGCGUGUGUUCGUCUCUGACGCAUUUUACACUUUAAAAUUGGAUGCUGUAAUGUAUGUGUGGCUUCAGAUGAAAUUCCUGAGCACGCUGGCCCAGCAGCAGUUGUCAUUGUGUCUCAAUUAGUUGAUAUGGAUUUCGAAGGAUCCGUUGUGGUUAAGCAGCUAUUCAGACCCUCAAUAAUGGACUUGAAGAAGCUAUGAACUGGCUUCUGGCACAUAUGGAUGAUUCGGGUUGGCUGUCAAUUGUCACGUCUUCUUUUUCUGAGCUGGUGGAAUUUGAAGAUAAUUUUUAGCGCUGUGCUAAGUUUUACGAAAAAUUAACAACCUUGAGGUAGCGAAACAUCAAGUGGUGUUCCAGCGAUCGAAAAGGGCGUGGAAAUCCUCAGCGUGUUUGGAUUUCAGUCUGAAAUGUCGCGUUGUACAUUAGUCUGUCAUAGUGUUGCCAGCAUCCGCGUUGAUGCUUGAACUUACAUAUUUGUUUUGCGUAUUAGGGAGGGGAAAUGAAAAGGGCAGCCUAGUGGAUCUCAAACCAUUCAGAGGAAUCCUUAGCUAUGGAGAUGGAUGUGGGAACGGACACUCAUGUACAACCGCAAAUAAAUUAUCGAGAUGGCCCAGGAAAAUACAAACUUUUAGCUUUUGUAA